UUACUCUUAUAAUAUUACAUUUUUAAGAAUUUUGAAGGUCAAAAGCCAGGUUAAAAUUUCAAGAGAAAAUUUUUUAUGUAAUGAUUAAAUAAAUGCGUAAUUAAAUGCGUUAAGGAAUUAUACCACUGUAUAAUUUUCAAAAAAUCGAAAAAAAUUUUUUUUCCUUAAAUAAUGCCUUAAUGUCUUAAAAACAAGUUUUAAUUGGUUUUAUAGCUUAAAAUAUUUUUAUGAUGUUUUUAUGAAUGUACAGUCACAGCGCCGUUUUGAGCGUAUCUCAGCACGGCCGCCGCGCACACUUAGAUCUUUGAAUUCCCUAGGUAACAAGUAACUUACUUUCGAAUAACGAGUUUCUCCAAGUAAUUGUAGAUGGCAUUAGUAAUCUUUUGAAAAAAAAACGGUUCUAUAGUUCAAGCUUGUUUCUAUUAAUAUAGAUUAACUUUAAUUUUAGUGAUAAAAAACUUUUAUCACUAUCAUGAGUAAUAAAAAAGUGUAUCGAGGCCGCAAGGGGUCGAAAUAUGAAACAUGGUCCUCAAAAAAAAACUCUAUUGAAACGACCAUUGAAUCGUUUCGAAGCAGAGUCGAGUUUCGAAGGUUUGAGUGCGUCCGCGAAAAAACUAAAAUUAUCUGAAGAUAAAUAUAACGUGGAAAUAAAUAACGAAUUUGAUUAUCGCUUUAUUAAUUUUAUGUCUGUAAUGAAUGCCAUUUCUCAAGCAAUUUUGUGCAGAAAAUGUGAAAUUGAUGUGUCUUUUACUGAGUCCGUUAAUCGCGGGAUUUAAAAUUGUUGUUACUUGCAAACAAUGUGACAAGACUGAAAUUCCUAAUAGUCCAUUGAUUAAAAAUGCAUAUGAAAUUAAUCGUAGAUUUACGCUUACAAUGCGAUUAUUAGGCGUCGGGUUGAAUGGUAUAAAACAUUUUGUGCAUUUAUGGAUCUCCCGCGGCCAGUAUAUUGAUCAUUUUAUGAUACUUGUUGUGAGUGCGCGACACUCACACAAACUUUACUUGUAAUAAUGAUAAGGGUGUCGAGUGACACCUCGCGCGAUGACACCGUCCGACCUUGCUACCGGGCAUCGCACCGGCCUUCACACCGGACAUCACACCGGGCAACAUAUCCGGUUACUUAUUUUGCCACCCGAAAUCUCCUGAUUUCCGGUGGAAUGCGCUUAGCUAGCAAUUGCUGGCUAAGCUAGUGCACGGGCCAAAGGCCCGUGACCGCGAGUGACAUGCCUUGGUAACCAGCCGAAAGGCUGAGUAUAUAAAGACCGCGGAAAGAGAACGAGUGGGCUCAUAAUUAAUAAUAAUAGCGACGAGUAUAUGUCGCUCGUCGAAUCUACAAACUAUGCUUAGUAAUACAUCUCACGGGUUCGCUAAAGAAACUGUAAAAGAAGAACAAAUAUAUAUCUCUUGUUAUCAACUCUCGGCGUUAUCUUUUGGAACCCUGAUUCCGAGGAGUCAUCGGCAGCGGUCCCGCACUGUAUUCCGAGACGAGGGAUACAACAAAUUGGUGGCAGCGGUGGGAUUCACUGCCGAAAUAUACCGAAAAGGAAAAAACGCUCUCUAACGGACUCAGCACCCAGAGGAAAACCGCCGAAGAAACGUUAAAAGCCAGGGCAACAAUUCACCCGAGGCGCAACGAAGUCGAUCUGCUGAUCCUCCGAGACCAGGAAGGAAAAUAGCACCGGACAACAGCGAUAGCAGUGUUAUCUAAGACGACACCGACCUACCGCAACGUGACGCACCAGCCACAAGCAGCUGAGCGACGGACAACAUGCAGCGAUACACCGCGGUAAUAUUUAUAAUCUGGGUGACGCUAAGUUCCGCAGAAGACCCGGACAUGAAGGCGCCGUAUGAAAUAGAAAAAUUUACGCACCAUCCAGGGAUAUAUUUUGAAAAGCUAGGAGGAUUACAUCAGGUUGAAUCCUUCUGGAAGGUGGUCAUCAAGAUAGACGUGACGUCACUAUCAAAACGACUCACACAGGUAGAAAAAUACGUACGCAAAACGGAUAAUCUAUGCAAAAUGAUAGCAGUCAUAGGUAAAGAAACAUGCGAAAAUCUACACAGCGUCAUUGCAAAAGGGUGUGAAAGAACUAAUAAACUAAUAGAACGCAUAAACUCAACAUACAAUACAAGAAUACACAGAAGAGGAUUAAUGGACGGGAUAGGGUCAGUCGCAAAAUCAUUGUUUGGUACGAUGGACGCAAACGAUGAAAAAUUAAUUAACGAACAACUAACGGUAUUACACGACUCACAGGAAUUAAACAAACACGCAAUAAAAAACCAAAUAAAAAUAAUGCAAGCCACUAUCGCUCACAUUGAUAACAGUGAAAGAACUAUUCGACAAAACGAAAAUACUCUCGCGGACGCGGCAGACAAACUAAGAACAAAAUUAUUAGAAGAUGAACGCCAAAGUAACCUACACGAAAAUUUUAUAAUAAUUAACGCGGUACUGUCUGAUCUAACACGCGACGCGGAAGACGUAGUAGAAUAUUUAACGUUUUUAAAAGAAGGAAUUCUGCAUCCCCGGUUAACACCCAUUUCAAUAAUAAUAGAAUCACUUAAAGACGCUAGCUCGCAAUUGCCCGAAGGACUCUACUUCCCAUUCAGAAUAAAAGAGAAUGAAUGGUCGACAAUAGAGAAAUUUGCGACAGUAGGCGCAUACUGCGACUAAAUAAACAUAUAUACUAUUUUACGAUUCCCUCUAAUUUCGAUGCCAAAAUACGAAAUACUAAGUGUAAUUCCGUUACCUAUCCCAAGUCAGAACAACAUUUUCUCGUUCGUAGAAAUUAACAAUCCCCUGAUCGCAAUAGACACAGAACAGCGUACUUAUAUAAUCCUCGCAAAGAACGACCUGCGGAAAUGCAUAGAGAUAAAUACCGAAUACCUAUGCGCGGAAAAUCACCCUGUAUAUCGAAUAAACCCAGACUCUAUCUGCGAAAUAAAAAUGUACCUAGAAACUAAAGAUCAUUAUAAAAAUUGUAACAUAAAAAAUACGACGUUGAACCAUAGCCUUUGGAUAGCGCUAAGUAAUUCACACUCGUGGCUAUACUCGUCACCACGAAAACAAGUAAUUACUCUACAUUGUAAAGACCACGGAAAAAUAAAGGAAACAAUUGAAAAAGUAGGCAAAAUUACAUUAAAAAAUAACUGUAAGUUAGUGACAGAAAAUACAAUUAUAAGAUCACCCAAGAUGUCACAUGAGGCAAGAGUAGAAUCAUAUCUACCUCAGUAUAAUAUUUCACUACCACAGAAGCCUGGCUUAGAAAACGAUACAGGCCUCAAGGAAAUAAAAUUAAAAAAUAUUAUACCAAAUCCGACGGAAUUAAAAAAUUCCAAGGAUAAAUUAGAGGAGAUAGACAACGAACUAGAUAAAAAUUCAAGUUCGAUUUUUCAGUCGCCACACUUUAUUUUUCCAAUGGCAACAAGCGGAACAACAAUUGUAAUAAUAAUAAUAGCCGUAGUAAUAGGAUUUAUUAUAAUAAAAAAGAAAAAGCGGAAUAACAAUAAGCGGGUCACAUUAGAUAUAGAUACA
Messenger RNA from Monomorium pharaonis (pharaoh ant), 3526 nucleotides. Its product is annotated as leucine-rich melanocyte differentiation-associated protein. Gene Ontology annotation, molecular function: protein binding. Bases 1766 to 2665 code for a protein of 299 amino acids. NCBI's taxonomy places the organism in Eukaryota, Metazoa, Arthropoda, Insecta, Hymenoptera, Formicidae. The transcript is spliced from 2 exons. The record is from RefSeq and is a predicted model, not a curated record.